AAAAUAAUUGUGGGCUCGCUACCUACGUAGAAGGAUACCAUUUGAAGCAUGCGUACCUGUGAAGUUUACUGCCGCCUUCUCCAAGAACCAUUCUUGGUACUUGCAUCUGCCCGCAGCUGCUGAGUCUCCUUCCACCGUUGCAAACGGCAUUGAAGGCGCCGCUUGAUAUGGCAACAUCUGCCUCAAAAACUGUCUUAUCUUGCACACCAAUUCAGAUUCGGUGCCAGCCCACCGUUUUGGCCUCCUGGUCUUUUAAGUUUUCUAAUGCUCAUCUACUCUCCUGAUAGAUAGACUGCGAGAAGAAGCCACGCCAGUAUUUGGUAUAGGAUGUACAUGUCGCCUCUCGCACAUGCAGUAUCUGUCGGAUAUUAAAUGCCUCAUCUCCUCCCAUGGAUCCAUUUUGGCCUUGUUUGCUUUCUUCGUCUCUAUAAAUUCUUCCCCUCUGAAUGCUUCGUCUAAUCACAGUCUUGAAGGUCUAAAACCACACAAUGGAGGGUUUAUGGUGGAAGCACUCCGGUUUUGAACACUGGCUUCUCUGCGUGAAAGUUGUGAGGAAAGUAGCCUUCGCUGUCCUUACUUGCACCUUUGCUUUGUGUGGAUCCUUGGUUGGGUUGAUAUCAGGUGCAGUCAAGGGCCAAACGACAGAGACUGGCCUGUUCCGAGGUGCUGGGAUUGGAGCAAUUUCCGGCGCAAUCGUCUCAGUUGACGUCUUGGAAUCUUGCUUCCAGGGAGAGAUUUUAUCCAAGCUAGACAUCUUUGACAGCCUUCUUGAUGGAAAGAUAUUUCGAGAAUGGGUCAGCCCUGCAUUGCUCAAAGCAUACCAAUGGCAAAUCAAUGCAACCGAACCCAGCUACAGAGACAGUUCAGAUAUCUUUGAUGUAAACAAGGACAAGGGUCUAUUACCAAAUGUUAUCAGAAAGUUGCCCAUGUUUGAGAUCAGUCCUAAGGAGACAAUUGAUUCUUGUGGGAAGACAAUAUGCUGUGCCGUCUGCCUGCAGGAUUUCAUCAACGGUGAAGACGCAAGAAGAUUGCCGAUUUGUACACACCUUUUUCAUGUGGUCUGCAUUGAUUUGUGGCUUGUAAAACAUGGUUCCUGCCCUACUUGCAGGCAAGAGGUUUCAGGCUGGAGUUAAUAUCUGGCAAUCUGAAAUUCUCUGAGUUAAAAGAUUGCAUAAUCCUGAGAAAUAAUGUUGGAUGCACAUUCAAUGUGAACAAAGCUAAUAUAGUUUCAUCUUGCAGAGUUAACAGAGAAAAGCAACUAGAAACCCCUGGCAAAAAUGCACAAAAAUCUUUAUAGUUGGAAUGACAAGCUGCUGGUUUUGGUUGGCAA
Musa acuminata AAA Group (dessert banana) is the source of this 1330-nucleotide messenger RNA. RefSeq names its product NEP1-interacting protein 1-like. The record is from RefSeq and is a predicted model, not a curated record. Lineage: Eukaryota; Viridiplantae; Streptophyta; Magnoliopsida; Zingiberales; Musaceae. The coding region runs from base 489 to 1133 and encodes 214 amino acids. The transcript is spliced from 5 exons.